AUGUCAGUUAUCUCUCGUACAACGCUGCCAUUAUACUGCCUAAGCCGAUAUUUUAGUCGACGCUAUACAUCAAACAAAAAUAUUUCCUUUCGUCAAUUUUCACUCACCACAGCGCAUACAUCACAGUCAUUACCGCCAUUAUCGAAUGAAAGCGGUACAUUACCGAAUGCUAAGCCGUCAGCAGCAAAAGCAAAACCAAAAUUUAACAUAACAUGGAAGUCUGUAACCGUCACUUUUAUAGGUGCUGGAUCACUUUUACUUUACAUGUAUUAUCUUGAUACAAAGAAAAAACAACGUUUUCGAGCUCAGCAGCGUGCUCACGUGGGGAAAAUGGCAAUUGGUGGCCCAUUUGAAUUGAUAACACAUGAGAAAAAAACGGUAACAGAUAAAGAUUUUCAUGGUCAGUGGAUUUUAAUCUAUUUUGGUUUUACGCAUUGUCCUGAUAUUUGUCCAGAAGAAUUAGAAAAAUUAGCUGAAGUAACUGAAAUUCUACGAAAGAAAUUUGCAUCGUCGUCAUCGUCAAUCACCAAUAAGAAAUAUCCGUUUCAACCACUAUUUGUUUCCGUUGAUCCGGAACGUGAUACACCCGAAUUAGUAUCGACAUAUAUCAAAGAUUUUUCACCCCAUUUCAUUGGAUUAACCGGCACACGAGAACAAGUUCAAAAUAUGUGUAAACAUUAUCGUGUGUAUUUUAGUCAAGGACCGAAAGUAGGCAAUGAUUAUAUUGUUGAUCAUGCAAUCAUAAUCUCACUCGUGUCGCGACCGUUUGUGAAAAAAUUUAAAGCCAACAAUGAUGAAAAUACGUUGACAAAUGAAAUUUUGAAUCAUUUUGAUACAAUUAAACAAGUACAAUCUACAUAUUAUGCUAAAUGGAAUCUAUGUCAAGAUCUCUUUUCCAUGUUAUCGGGUAUCGUACCAGUUGUAGGCGGUUGUGAUUUGAUCCGUGCUCGAGUACCUAUUCUACGUUUCACCGAUUCUGCGAGUCGAUUACGUUGUGAUUUAAAUAUAAAUAACGUGACGGGAAUACGUAACACAGAUUUACUUCGAUUUUAUUCAGAAACUGAUCCACGCGUGGCACCCUUAGUUCUUAGUCUAAAAACUUGGGCCAAAUUUCACAAUAUCAAUGAUGCUAGCCAACAAACACUUUCCAGUUAUUCGUUGACAUUGAUGAUUAUUUAUUACUUACAAAGUAUAGCGUCGCCGCCUGUUGUCCCAGUUUGGCAACAACUGUUACCUGAUCGAUUUGAUGCAAAAAUUCCUUGUUCUCAACUUAAACGCAACGAUAAACCAUCUGAAUUAUGGCAGUCACAAAAUAUCCAAUUAGUAGGAGAAUUAUUUAUUGGAUUUUUGAGUUAUUAUGUAAAACAGUUUAGAUUUGAAGAUUAUGCUAUCAGUGUUCGACUCGGGAGUUUAUUAGAUAAAGAGGAUUUUUUGGAUAAUGAUAGAACUAAUUAUGGAAAUAGUUUAAUUGCGAUUGAAGGCGAGUAUUAUACUUUUGAUGUAUCUGUAUAUUGUUUGUAUUUAAUUGUUUCUAUUAUACUAUUUUAG
This is a messenger RNA of Didymodactylos carnosus, 1548 nucleotides long. The record is from the annotation of a GenBank genome assembly. Lineage: Eukaryota; Metazoa; Rotifera; Eurotatoria; Philodinida; Philodinidae.